This is a messenger RNA of Cooperia oncophora, 3195 nucleotides long. The record is from the annotation of a GenBank genome assembly. Lineage: Eukaryota; Metazoa; Nematoda; Chromadorea; Rhabditida; Trichostrongylidae.
AUGAGGCGCUUCGUCUUCUACACCAGAUGGUCGUCACUUGGAAGUCCGCUACAUUACAGGAGAAAAAGAAGGAACAGGAAAAGGAAUCAAACUCGCUCGAGAAUUCUCAUACGGUUCCUCCUCCUUUGUACUUUCCUCAACUACGCGUCUGUCUUGCAUGCUGUUGAAGGAAUGGCCCUAGUGAUGCUUUGCCAAAUCAGGCCUCAGCCGAAGAAGAUUGCAAUCUCUUUGCUGAAGGAGGUGAAGCAAAUCAUAUCCAUAUUGGCUCUUGAUAACGCAGACACUCCGGUUAUAACUGUUCUUGAUGAAGCUACCCCAUACGUCGUUCGAAAGUACAUAGAACAUGUCCCGUUGUAUGAGAGAAUGAGCUGGAAUCUUGACUUCACUUCAGUUUGUGAUAAAGUCGCUGUCAUCGACUCUGACGUGUGCUUGGUGAACAGUGACAAAGGCAAUGAGUAUCUCCAAUGGGAUCCAUGGGCUUGUGCGUUAAGUGGAUAUGCCGAGCGAAAGCAUCUCAUUUCAAGGUGUCCAACUGCCGUGGCCAACGCUUGGCCUGUACUUUUCAGCAGGUUGAUGGCCGUGAAUGCGUAUGUAGACCCAAGCAAUCCACAAAACGAGAAUCGAGCUUCUCUACUUCGCGGCAGCAAAAGUAAGGGAUCGUCAGUAUGUGGCGAGGCUCUAAGUCAGGAUGGGUGCCUUUCAUUAUGGCAGAAAUACCUCGUGCUUUGCUGCGCAUUUGCACCGUCGCCUCACAACCAUAAUAGCCUGAUAUCAAGAAGUUUUAGUCCCACUUCUUCAAUGGAAACCGACGUAUUGAGAAGCGUGUCAUCGUCGUUACGGACCACUUCUCGUAUUUCUUCUACUGCCACACUUCCUCAGUUGUUCACGAAAACCGCUGCAAUGCUAAGAUGGGAAAAUAUGAUUGAUAUUCGCGAUAGCGUUGUUCUUGGAAUUGGAUCUUUGAAUGCUGUGGCAUUUGAAACAUUCUUGGAAGACCUAAAUCAGCGCGGCAUACUGAGGGACGCAAUGGAGAAAAAGAUGGAAACAAAUGUACGUCGGCGCAAGCGCAAGGAUCUUUUGAGGCUUCAGAUAAUUCGCAUUAUUGAGAUUGCGAUAUUUCGAAGACUGUCUUCGACUGCCACAUUAAUUCGAUGUAAAUGGCAAUUGAGGUCCUUUGAAUUUGCGGAUUUUAUAGAUCGCUAUAGAAGCAAUCUUGAAAGCGACUUGUUACGGAUCGGCGACAUUUGCAGUGGUGACAAGGAUGCGCCUCCAUUUUGCAAACUGAUUGUGGUAGGAUCAUAUGUGGAACAGAAAGCAGCUUUGGCUAUGACACGUUUGCUGAGUUGUGGGCGAAUAUUUGAGACACAAAAGUCGAUAGGCGAAGAUGGCUACCUUUACGGUUGGCUGGAAAAGCUCGUUUCGAGUGCGAACACAACGAUGCAAGGAGAGGUUGAGGAAAUGCUAGCGUGGAUGUUGGAAUUGAAUGAAUCCAGUCACUUGUUGGAUUGGCUGAUGUCUCAGUGCUACUCUCAGCCAAGUGUGGUUGCGGCAAGGUGCUUCCGAGCUCUUGUUCGGGUAUUCUCCAAACGUGAUUUCCCAUGCGAAUUCAUUUCCCUCUUCGUCCUUUGCCAAGCAAUGCUUGGUGACGCUGCUGUAACAGAUGCUGCAGUGCAUAUGAUCGAAAUUCUCAAGAGGCAGUUUCUCGACAAUAGCAUGGUAGUCUCACCGCCAUUAGGUCCAGCUUCCAAUAACAUUACGGUAACACCACCGGUCCAGUUGAGACCUACAGUUGUUCCCGACACUCACAGUCAUUGUCUGCCAAUGGAUCAACAAGCUGUUUGCCGGAAUUUAGCAAAUGCUUAUCCACACCUCACUAUUACGAUAUUCAGCGAAGUUUCGAGUCGUCUAGAAGGGGCUCGAAGCCAAAACAGAACCUACUUAAUAUCUCUCCUGCAUGCGUGGGUGGAGAAUAUUGAACUUGUUGAUCCGAUGGCUGGUGAAGAUUCAUGUGAAGGUCCUCGUGGAUGGGGAUCGGAAGAAGCUACGCAAUUGCUGUUGAAUAAUCUGAUGUACUUAACGAUAUGCUUGGCUCCUGAUCAUGAGCACGAGCUGGCUGAACUUUGGCGUGCUCUUGCUCUGUCAUUUCCUGCGAAUUUGCCAGUGAUUCUCAAUUACCUCUACGUAGUCACUGUACUGUCACAUGAGGCACUUCUUCCUUAUGCAAAACGAGUAAGCGUCAUACUGGCUGGUGUGGUGGGGAAUCGCAUCGCUGCCUUGCUAUUGGAGCAGCUAUCCUCGUCUGUGGAUAAUGCACGCCAUACACUGGAAAGGUCCGAUAUUCCUCCAUACUAUCGCUGGAAGGAUGAUGCCGAAGCAAAGAAGGAUUCUGUUGUGGAAGUUAAUUCACCUAUGCGAGACUCUCCCAUGGGUGAUCGUUUUGCUGCCGCAUCAGAAGAUGCUAACAAGGAAGGGGUUCGCCUCCUUCCAAUGCCUGCUUACGGAGGUUAUUACUCAAGACUCUGCACUUAUCUGCCACCCACUACUCAGCCAGUUCAAUUUUUCACCAGGAGUCAAGUCUCACUUCUUUUGAUAUGUGAUAUAAUUCGAGCAUCAUCUGAUGUGGAUUGGACUGAAGCUACUCCACGACUGCUCCAUGCAGCUGUACUUUCACUAGAUUCACUCCGGCCAGCGCUCUGUCGUCAUGCCAGACAGACAAUCAUCAACAUCUCCCUUUUGCAUGCAGAUCAGACCACUUUAGCUCAUGUUUCGGGAAUGUUAUUGAAACAUCAAAUGAGUCGCUCAACUUCGGACGACUACGGACUUAAGACGUCUGCAGCGUCAUUCUGUGAAGUAGUUGCUGCGAGAGGUGCUUCACCUACGUUCGCAAAAGUAGCCGCUGAGGAAUAUCGCAGCAUGCUUCUUAACAGCAACACUUUGUUCUCUUCACAGAGUGAUCUCAUUAUGGCUCUCGUUUUCUGCCUAAGUGAAAACAUGGAAACUCCUCUGUGGGCUAACGAAGAUGCGACGCCGCGCUGCUGGAAAGUGCCUAGUGCUGCUCAACUCACCUGCUUGGUUCGCCAUUUGGCAGAACUUGUACUGCCAUCCAUUCCGUUGUUACCAGUGGUAUGGACUCAACUGGCAAUGCGGAUGGCUCUUACUACAAGUCAACGUCAUGCAGCAGGGAGAUGUUUCCAG